AUGGCCCAACAUACUCUGCCUCCUCUUCCAUACGCGUAUGAUGCCUUGGAGCCCAUCAUCUCCAAGCAGAUCAUGGAACUGCAUCAUCAAAAGCAUCAUCAAACCUACAUCAACAACUUGAAUGCCGCUCUCGCUGCCCAAGCCACAGCUACAAACUCAAACGAUGUCCCAUCCCUAAUCAGCCUGCAGCAAAAGCUGCGCUUCAACGGUGGCGGCCACAUCAACCACUCUCUCUUCUGGAAGAACCUCACUCCCCCCGGAACCCCCGGUAAUGACAUUGGCGGAGCACCAGUUCUUCGUGAAGCUAUUGUCUCACGAUGGGGUUCACACGAGGCCUUUGUCAAGGCAUUCGGUGCCGAGCUUCUCGGCCUUCAGGGAUCUGGAUGGGGCUGGCUGGUGAGCAAGGGUGGUGCCAAGGGUUGUCUAGAGAUCCAAACGACCAAGGAUCAGGACCCUGUCAAUGCUCCUGAUGUGCCCAUUUUCGGUGUCGAUAUGUGGGAACAUGCAUACUACCUCCAGUACUUGAAUUACAAGGCUGGCUACGUCGAGGGAAUUUGGAAGAUUAUCAACUGGGCUGAGGCUGAGAAGCGAUACACUGCAGGUGUUGAGAAUCCACUGAAGCUGUGA
Molecule: messenger RNA, 627 nt
Organism: Penicillium salamii
Lineage: Eukaryota; Fungi; Ascomycota; Eurotiomycetes; Eurotiales; Aspergillaceae
Source: the annotation of a GenBank genome assembly